AACAGAAACACCUUGUGCAACGAAUAUUGAUGUUGAAUAUUUAAAGGGAUGAACUUUCUUUUCAUUACAACUCUCUUCCUAUGGAUAGUUGUUGGCGUGUAUGCAGAUUGUCAAGAUGAUGGUGUUACGUACAAGAGCAAAGACAGAUGGAAAAAACCGAGCGAUCCAUGUGUGACCUGUGAAUGCACAGAGGACGGUGUGGUUUGUGCUGCAAUUAUGUGUAGACCACCUUCCUGCGCUCAAGCUGUGAAACGAGAAGGAACAUGUUGUGAUUUUGACUGCAAUGAUAUUCCAGUGACAGGCAAGGUAGUUCUACCAAACUACAUUCAAACUCCAUUACCAACAGGUUCUUGUCUGGUUGUUUUUGUUCAGAAAUCUAUUCAAUGUUUCACCUGUGAUAAUCCAAAAUUAGACAUUGCAAAAAUGCAUAAUCCGGUGAUUAAAAACAACGAAAUCUCAUAUAAACUGAUAUUACCUGGGAAAACGAAACCUGGAAUUUUCAAUAUUCAAGCUACUUUGAAUGUCGGGUGGUGUAAAGCAGGAAAUGAAUGGAUUCGAGAUGGCGAUUACAAGCAAACAUAUAGUAACGAAUUUGCUAUUGUGUCAAACCAAAGGCGAAAAGAAGUUUCCGGUAUUAAGAUGGAAUACUACGGAAAGAACCCACCAAAACCAUUGAAAGACACAGCUGAAUGUACUUUCUCUGGUGAAACGUAUCAAACUGGCCAGAAAUUUAUUUCUGGGGACUGUACACGAGAAUGUGAGUGUAAAAAAGGUGGUGAUUAUUAUUGCGUGUCUCUAUGUCCACCAAUAUUUAUAUCUUGUGAUGUUGGGUAUCAAGCUGUCCCAGAACAAAUUUCUGUUCCUGGAUCAAAUUGCUCUUGUGAAAGACCAAAGUGUGUUAAAUCAGAAGAUGAAAAGCAAGUGGUUAUUGAUGGAAAAAUUAAUGUACCUGCAACCGUUGUCGUAAGACCAAACUCUUGUUUAAUCGUCACAGUCAAAAAAAGUAUUCAAUGCGAUACACCUCCAUGCGAAAGUACCAAAGUCGCAUCUGUCACCACAAGAUCUGGUUUGUGGGGAAAGGACAUUUCAUACUCCCUUCACUUUUCAAAGAUAGACGAAGGAUUACAGUCGUAUUACAUUUCUGCUAUUUUAAACAAUGGGUGGUGCGGAGAAGAUUCGAGGGAGCAACUUCGUUGGGGGGAUUUUCAUACGGUGACUUCACAUGAAUUCGACGUUACCACCAGUAGAGAUCGUUUAUAUAAAGAUAUUGCAAUUGAAGAGUUUAAAGCCUCUGUUGAUUUAAAGCCUGAUGGCGACAGUGGUGCAGUUGCUGGCCCUGCGUUACCUUUACGCACUGUAACUAUUGUUGGAUAUGUCACUCUUUCUGAAGAAUUAUCACAACUUGCCCUGGCUUCAUGCCUAAAUGUUUUUAUUCGGGAAAAUCGACAAUGCAGCAAUGGUGCACUAUGCAACGUCGAACCUUUGGCGGAAAGACAGUUUAAAAAUCCAAGUGUCGUUAAUGGGAAAAUCAGGUACGAAAUUAAAGUGAGAAACACCUUGCCAGGCAUUUAUCUGGUGGAAGGUGUGCUAAAUAUUGGUUGGUGCAAGUCCCCCACAAGUGGAAGCUCUGAAUGGAUUAGAAAUGGUGAUUACAAAAGUGAUUUUGUUGAAGAAGUGCAUAUAAAAGAAGGCAGCCCAAGUGUUGUGAGAAAAGAUAUUAGAUUAGUGGUUUUUAGGACUUCAUUAACUGAAACUAAAAAAGAAUGUCCAACCAACCUACCCAUUGUUACAUGCGAUCGUGAUCCAUGUGAGGGUGCAUUGUGUUAUGGUUAUCCUGCAGCAACAUGUCGUAGUAAUUUCUGUGGAGGAUGUUAUGCCGAAUUUUAUCAUGGCAAUAACAAAGUCACCUGCCAAAAAGACGAGUGUCCUAAUCGUGUCCCUAUUGUUAAUUGCGCAAUAAAUCCAUGUAGUGCUGCAAAAUGUAGGGAAUAUCCCACUGCAAAAUGUUAUUCGAAUUUCUGCGGUGGUUGUAAUGCUGAAUUCUAUGUUGGUUACACAAAAGUUGACUGUGAUGAGGAGAAAAAGACGAUAACUGUGAGUGGUCAAUGUGCCCAAGAACAAAAAGAAAUCCUAAGUCGCAAUAAUGGAAUUUUGUUAGGACAAUAUCGUCCACAAUGUGAAGAAAACGGUGAUUAUAAACAAAUGCAGUGCCAGGAAGGAUAUUGUUGGUGUGUGGAUAUUGAGAAUGGUAAGAAACUAACAGAAAAAGGCACAGAACGAGGCAUUGUCGAUUGCUCUGGUUUUUGUAAGAAACCGUGUUUAAGUAAACACAAACCUGUAUGUGGAUCAAACAACCAAACCUAUUCAAGCGAGUGCAAGUUUAAUAAUGCCAAGUGCGAGGACGGUUCAUUGAGAAUCAAGAACUAUUUUACAUGCAGAGACGGUAUCCGUAAAUGUGUCAAGCCAUGCACUAGAAAAUAUAAACCGGUUUGUGGGACUGAUGGCAAGACAUAUCCUAACAAAUGCGAAUUUAACAAUGCAAAAUGUAAUGAUAACAAUCUAAAAAUCAAAAAUGAAUUUGCUUGCAAUAUCGACAUUGAUUCUGCUAAUGUCAAAAUCUGCUCUGUAAAAUUGUGCACAAGGGAAUAUAAUCCGAUCUGUGCCUCAAAUUGGCAAACAUUCUCGAAUAAAUGUGAAUUUGAUAAUGCUAAAUGUAAAGAUAACAGCUUGCAAAUAAAAUAUUAUUUUCAAUGCAGACCGGAUAUAUCUUCUUGUGUUAAACUUUGCACGAAAGAAUACAAGCCAGUCUGCGGCAAUGAUGGUAAAACAUACACAAAUGAAUGCGAAUUUAAAAAUGCAAAAUGUAAACUAGCAGAAUUGGAAAUUCGUUCUUAUUUUAUUUGCAAAGAUGGCAAAGAAGGAAAAGUAUUUUCUGUGAAAAUCGUUGGGUAUGUCAAGUUGAAGCCUGUGCCAAAUGCUCAACUUCUCCCGGGUUCUUGUAUCAAUAUCGUUGUACGGGACAGUCGUCAGUGUAGCGAAACAGAUGAAUGUGAAAUUAGAAUACUCGCAAAAAAACAAAUCAAAGGUGAAAGGGCAUUGAAAGUGACUGCUGGAAAAUUGCGUUAUAGUGUUAAACUUUCUGAUGGACAACCAGGAACAUAUGAAAUGGAAGUUGUUGUUAACAAUGGUUGGUGCAGGCAGCUGGAAGGCAAGGAAUAUCUUCGCAAUGGUGAUUAUCAUAACGACAUAUCGGAAAUUCUUGUCAUUCGAAAAGGAAAUACCAGACAAGUACUUCGUAAAGACAUACAGUCACAACACUUUAAAGCUGCUCCCGAAACAGAAUGUCCAAAAGGUGUACCUAUCGUAAGGUGCGCUGUUAAUCCUUGUGAUUCGGCGACUUGUGCAUUAUACACAAAUGCUUUGUGCCAAGCAAAUUUUUGUGGAGGAUGUUUCGCUGAAUUUGACGUAGAUGGAAGGAAAGUUACGUGCGAUUCAAAUGUCAAACCAACAAAACCGGUUUACGUAUCUGGCAAUAUUGUUUUACCUUCCUACUUUACUCGUACAUCUCUACCAUCUGGUUCCUGCAUUAAAAUGUUAAUUCAAGAAAACAUACAAUGUAGUGAUUCACAAGAAGAAUGUUAUAACCCAGUGUAUUCCACAAUACAACUCAAUGAUCCACCGAUUAAAAGCAAUAAAAUUAAGUAUAACAUGUUGAUAAAAGAAGCAAGGGAAGGAUCGUUUGUUAUAUCUGCUACUCUUAAUAUGGGUUGGUGUACAUCAGGAAAGGAAUGGUUGCGCAUUGGAGAUUAUAAAAACGAAUUUAUUUAUGACUUUACCUUAUCGAAAGAUCAAAAUGAAGUCUCCAAGAAUGUGCAUGUUGCUCGGUAUGAUGUGAAACCAAAUGAAAAGUCAACGGUUGAUUCUACCACUGUGGAAAUAACUGGUUUCGUUACCAUUCCCAAUGAUGUCCGUUCUCCUUUACCUGUUGGCUCUUGCUUAAACAUGUUUGUUCAAGAAUCCAUUUUUUGUUUAUAUUGUAAUAAUCCGGUGCUUGGUCGCGCUCGUAUUUCCAAUCCAACAAUCACAAACGGUAAAACCCCAUACAAAAUUAAGCUGAAAGAUAUCAAAGGAAAGAAUCAAUUUCUUGUUCAAGCGACAUUAAAUGUAGGGUGGUGUGGUGUUGGUGAUGAAUGGAUUCGAUACAAUGACUUUCACAAUGAAUAUCUCCAUGAAUUCUCAUUGGAGAAGGAUCAAAACAAAGCAAGCCGUGAUGUGGAUCUUGUGAGAUACCAAUCUAAAAAACCAAUUGCAUUUAAUGACAAAGGUGGUGUAUCUGUGACUGGAGAUGUUGUAUUUCCAUAUGGUUCGCCAAUUCGUUUCCCAGAAGGAACUUGUUUGAACAUGUACGUUCAAGAAAACAUUCUUUGUCUUGAUUGUGACAUUCCUAUUCUCGCAACCUUCAAAACUGACAAUAUACAGAUAGUCGACCGGCGUAUACCUUUUAAAAUGGUUUUGAACAAGCCUAAACCAGGACAAUAUUUAAUAAAUGCCGUUUUGAAUAAAGGAUGGUGCAAAAAGGAAGAUGAGUGGAUUCGAGUUGGUGAUUAUCAAAAUGAAUUCUCCGUGUAUUUUGAUUUGGGUAAAGGCCAGUUGUCAGCUCAAAUGGAUGUUGAUAUUGAAGAGUAUAAAAGCGCUACUAAGCCAACACAAGCCAAAAGCAACAAAGAUGUCAUUGUAAAAGGACACAUCAAACUUCCAACAAAAUCUGCAUCAACUCCACUUUCUGCAGGAUCAUGUCUUAGGGCGUUUAUCCAGGAGAACGUGCAGUGUGAAUACUGUGUAAAUCCAAUCCUUGCUGAAGUGGUUGUACGAGAUCCUAAAGUUGUUGAUAGCCAAAUUGCCUACCAGAUUACAUUACAUAAUACUGAGGAAGACGGUUACAUUAUUAACGUUUUUAUCAACAAUGGUUGGUGUGGAAACAAGAAGGAAAGUAUAAGAUAUGGAGAUUUUAGAAACAAUAUUGUUAAUUCGUUCAGUUUGACAUCAGGUGAAACUGAAGUGGAUCAAGAUGUGGUUGUAGAAGAGUAUAUAAACCCAGAAGCAGUAAUUGUUUGUUAUAACAAUGGUAAAACAUACAAAUCAGGUGACACCCGUGAUGAAGGUUAUUGCACCAAAUGCACCUGUGUUAAAGGGCGUAGUGGCGGAGAUUGGCAGUGUGUUAGCGGUGGUGACUGUGUGAAGGACGAUAAAGCAGUUGUUUGUUAUGACAAUGGUAACACGUACAAAUUAGGCGACACCCGUGUUGGAGAUGACUGUACGACAUGCACUUGUGUUGUAGCGGUUGGUCGUGGAGAGUGGGGUUGCAUUAAACGUAGUGACUGUGUAAAAGGCAGUUGUAGUCAUGGAGGUAAACAGUACAAAGUAGGCGAGUCAAGAUUUGAAGAUUGUAAUACAUGUACAUGUGGGGAGGCAUCCAAUUGGGCUUGUACUAUCGCUGCAUGUCAAGUUGGAGUGUGCUAUAAAGACGGGGAAAGCUACCAAAACGGACAUAGAUAUUUUAAAGGAUGCAAUCAAUGUACAUGCUCUGUAUCAAACAGAAACACAGUUGGUUAUUUUAAUUGCACUUCAGAGGAGUGUCCUUAUAAAGCUAAAGGAUGUACUUAUAACAAACAAAAAUACAAAACUGGUGAAAGUCGUUAUGAACAAUGUAAUUCUUGUAUUUGUGGUACUACUGGUGAGUGGGGAUGUACUGAAAUUGGUUGUGGAAAAGGUGUAUGCUACCACAAUGGGCAACCGUAUAAAGAUGGAAAGUCUUUCAAAGAUGAUUGCAAUACAUGCCUAUGUAGCGCAAGUGACAAAGACAAGUUUGGUGUUAUUAGAUGUACAAUGAUACUUUGCCCUCCAAAGACAUCGUGCGAAACACUACGGGACGGACAUGGUGCUGUUCCUCUACCAGGAGCUUACGUUCCCUCGUGCAAGGACGAUGGUGCGUACGAAGAAUUACAAUGUCAUGGCUCUGCUGCUAGCUGUUGGUGCGUCGAUUCAAAAUCUGGCAAAGAAAUUAGUGACACAAGAGUGAGCACAAGAGACGGAACUCCCCCACCAGACUGUUCUCAAUAUUGCAUUAAACCUUGUCCAAAAAUUUACAAGCCUGUCUGUGGAACUAAUGGUCGCACUUAUGGAAACAUCUGUGAAUUUAAUAAUGCUAAAUGUAAAAACAAAGAUUUGAAGAUUAGAAACUAUUUUACAUGCAACGAUGAUGUUAAACCCGCACCAGCAAAAGACCAAUGUCCUAAAGAUGUGCCGAUUGUGUCGUGUUCAUAUCGUCCAUGUGCACAGCGUACUUGCGUGGACAGACCAAAUGCUGUUUGCAAAGACAAUUACUGUGGUGGCUGCAAUGCUGUUUUCUAUGAAAAUGGAAAGAAAGUGGAAUGCAAGGAAACGAAGUGUCAUGAAGCUUGUCCAUACAACUACGACCCUGUAUGUGGAAGUGAUGGUAAAACUUAUAAUAACCGAUGUGGAUUAGAAGUUGUCCAAUGUAAAGAUCAGACCAUUUACAUGAAAAAACAGGGACCCUGCGAUGACGAAUGUCCCGAAGGAGUCCCUAUUGCUGGUUGUGUCCAUAAUCCAUGUGCACAGUUGUUUUGCGAUGAUGAACCAACAGCUGUUUGUAAGCCUAAUUUCUGUGGAGGAUGUAAAGCUGACUUCUAUAAAAAUGGGGAAAAAAUUACAUGUGCCAAAACAAAGUGUUUAGAAGGUUGUCCUUUUAAUUAUGAUCCAGUGUGUGGAAGUGAUGGCAAGACAUAUUCCAAUCUCUGUAUUUUGAAAACGGCACAAUGCAAAGAUCCUCAAUCAAUCUAUAUAAAGAAUAAAAGUGAUUGCCCAGGACCCAAUGACUUAAUUAUCAGUGGAAAAAUUGUCUUGUCGUCCAACACACCAUCUGUUUUACCACCUGAUUCAUGCUUGAAUAUAAACAUUCGUGAAGAAAUUUUAUGUGACAGCGAGGAUUGCACUGUACCUCUUUUGGCAAACUUGAAAAUUUUAAGACCUAAAAUGGAAAGAGGCGAUCAAGUAUAUAUACCAUACACAAUGAAUUUGAAAGAUGCCACUGCACCUACGUAUGUGAUUGAAGCUACUCUUAACGUUGGUUGGUGCAAGACUGGCAGCGAAUGGAUUCGAAACGGUGAUUACAACAACGAUGUUUCGCAUACAUUUACGAAACCAGAAAGUGGAAAUAAUGUUGACUUAGAUGUUAAAAUGAGAGAAUAUGUGAGCAAACCUCAACCUAAAAAAGAGUGUCCCAAGGAUGUUCCAAUUACCACUUGCACUUUUGAUCCAUGUGCACAGUUGUUUUGUGAAGACGAGCUAAAAGCUGUUUGUAAAGCAAACUUCUGCGGAGGAUGUAAAGCGGAAUUCUACAAAGAUGGAAAGAGAAUUAAAUGUGAUAAAACACAAUGUUCAGAAGGAUGUCCUUUCAAUUAUGAUCCAGUAUGUGGAAGUGAUGAUAAAACAUAUUCCAAUCUCUGUACUCUUGAGGUUGCACAAUGUAAAAACAGUGGAACUGUUUAUUUAAAACACAAUGGGGCAUGUGAUGAAAAGUCUGCACUAUCAGGACCGAAUGACCUAAUCAUCAGUGGAAAAAUUGUCUUGCCGUCCAACACACCAUCUGUUUUACCACCUGAUUCAUGCUUGAAUAUAAACAUUCGUGAAGAAAUUUUAUGUGACAGCGAGGAUUGCACUGUACCUCUUUUGGCAAACUUGAAAAUUUUAAGACCUAAAAUGGAAAGAGGCGAUCAAGUAUAUAUACCAUACACAAUGAAUUUGAAAGAUGCCACUGCACCUACGUAUGUGAUUGAAGCUACUCUUAACGUUGGUUGGUGCAAGACUGGCAGCGAAUGGAUUCGAAACGGUGAUUACAACAACGAUGUUUCGCAUACAUUUACGAAACCAGAAAGUGGAAAUAAUGUUGACUUAGAUGUUAAAAUGAGAGAAUAUGUGAGCAAACCUCAACCUAAAAAAGAGUGUCCCAAGGAUGUUCCAAUUACCACUUGCACUUUUGAUCCAUGUGCACAGUUGUUUUGUGAAGACGAGCUAAAAGCUGUUUGUAAAGCAAACUUCUGCGGAGGAUGUAAAGCGGAAUUCUACAAAGAUGGAAAGAGAAUUAAAUGUGAUAAAACACAAUGUUCAGAAGGAUGUCCUUUCAAUUAUGAUCCAGUAUGUGGAAGUGAUGAUAAAACAUAUUCCAAUCUCUGUACUCUUGAGGUUGCACAAUGUAAAAACAGUGGAACUGUUUAUUUAAAACACAAUGGGGCAUGUGAUGAAAAGUCUGCACUAUCAGGACCGAAUGACCUAAUCAUCAGUGGAAAAAUUGUCUUGCCGUCCAACACACCAUCUGUUUUACCACCUGAUUCAUGCUUGAAUAUAAACAUUCGUGAAGAAAUUUUAUGUGACAGCGAGGAUUGCACUGUACCUCUUUUGGCAAACUUGAAAAUUUUAAGACCUAAAAUGGAAAGAGGCGAUCAAGUAUAUAUACCAUACACAAUGAAUUUGAAAGAUGCCACUGCACCUACGUAUGUGAUUGAAGCUACUCUUAACGUUGGUUGGUGCAAGACUGGCAGCGAAUGGAUUCGAAACGGUGAUUACAACAACGAUGUUUCGCAUACAUUUACGAAACCAGAAAGUGGAAAUAAUGUUGACUUAGAUGUUAAAAUGAGAGAAUAUGUGAGCAAACCUCAACCUAAAAAAGAGUGUCCCAAGGAUGUUCCAAUUACCACUUGCACUUUUGAUCCAUGUGCACAGUUGUUUUGUGAAGACGAGCUAAAAGCUGUUUGUAAAGCAAACUUCUGCGGAGGAUGUAAAGCGGAAUUCUACAAAGAUGGAAAGAGAAUUAAAUGUGAUAAAACACAAUGUUCAGAAGGAUGUCCUUUCAAUUAUGAUCCAGUAUGUGGAAGUGAUGAUAAAACAUAUUCCAAUCUCUGUACUCUUGAGGUUGCACAAUGUAAAAACAGUGGAACUGUUUAUUUAAAACACAAUGGGGCAUGUGAUGAAAAGUCUGCACUAUCAGGACCGAAUGACCUAAUCAUCAGUGGAAAAAUUGUCUUGCCGUCCAACACACCAUCUGUUUUACCACCUGAUUCAUGCUUGAAUAUAAACAUUCGUGAAGAAAUUUUAUGUGACAGCGAGGAUUGCACUGUACCUCUUUUGGCAAACUUGAAAAUUUUAAGACCUAAAAUGGAAAGAGGCGAUCAAGUAUAUAUACCAUACACAAUGAAUUUGAAAGAUGCCACUGCACCUACGUAUGUGAUUGAAGCUACUCUUAACGUUGGUUGGUGCAAGACUGGCAGCGAAUGGAUUCGAAACGGUGAUUACAACAACGAUGUUUCGCAUACAUUUACGAAACCAGAAAGUGGAAAUAAUGUUGACUUAGAUGUUAAAUUAACGAAAUAUGAAAUUAAGCCGCAACCAAAAAAAGAGUGUUUGAUUGCAUGCCCAGCUAUCUAUUCUCCCCAUUGUGGAUCAGAUGGUAAAACAUAUUCCAAUAAAUGUGUUUUGGAAGCUAGACGAUCUUGCGAAGACUCAUCGCUUAAAUUGGUACAUGCUGGAAAAUGUGAAGAAUGUCCAAGAGGUGUUCCAAUCACUGGCUGUACGUUUAGUCCGUGCGCCCACCUUAGUUGUAACGAUGAACCGACAGCUGUUUGUAAACCCAACUUUUGUGGAAGAUGUAAAGCUGAAUUCUACAAAGAUGGGAAGAAAAUUACAUGUGGGAAAACAAAGUGUUCUGAGCAAUGCCCUUUCAACUUUGAUCCAGUGUGUGGAAGUGAUGGAAAAACAUAUUCAAACCUAUGUGCUUUUGAAGUAGCGCAAUGCAAAGACGAAACAAAUUUACUUUACAUGGCAAAAGAAGGGUUAUGUGUCUUUGUGACUAUAGGAACAGCCAAAUGCCGUCAGGUCGUCGAAGCUGAAAAUGCAAAAGCCGAUGGGCAAGCCUCACCUGGUGCCUAUGUUCCACAAUGCAAUGACGAUGGAACAUACAAAAAUAGACAGUGCCAUGGUUCAAUUGGGUCAUGUUGGUGUGUUGAUAAAAUAAAGGGAACAGAAAUACCAGGAACCAGAAAGAAAAGAGGCGAAGGGGGAGUGACCUGCCCCAUCGUGGAACUAAUCGUUUCAGGGAAAGUAACUCUUCCUGCAAACGUUCCCAGUAUCUUACCACCAGAUUCAUGCUUGAAUGUUAAGAUUCAGGAGUUAAUUGUAUGUCAGUCAAUUCAUUGCAAAGUUCCUGUCGUAUCAUCUCUUAAAAUAGAUCGGCCUACUAUUGAAAAGGGUGAGAAGCCAUACAUAUCAUACAAAAUGUAUUUAAACAAACCUACUGCUCCAGGAUAUACUGUUGGAGCAACAUUGAAUGUUGGUUGGUGUAACACUGGCAGAGAAUGGAUUAAAAAUGGUGAUUACACAAAUAAUAUUUCUCAUGAAUUUACACUUCCAAAGGAUAGAGAUUCUGUUGACCUUGACAUCAUCUUGACAAAGUAUGGAACAAAACCACAACCUCCCACUAAAACAGAUUGUCAGUUGAAAGUGGAAGCUGAAAACAAACGUGGAAAUGGAAAGUCACUUCUUGGGGCUUACGUUCCACAAUGCAAAGUGGACGGCUCUUACAAAAAGAAACAAUGUCAUGGUUCGACUGGUUAUUGCUGGUGUGUUGAUGAACAAACUGGCAAAGAAAUUACUGGAACAAAAAAAGGACCUGGACAAGGAAAAGUGGAAUGCCCCGCUGUAGCUAACGUCAGUUCAUCUGAAUGUCCGGAAGGCACGCCACUAACUUCUUGCACUUUUAAUCCGUGUGCUCAGGUGUUCUGUGAAGAUGAACCAAAAGCUGUUUGCAUAGCAAAUUAUUGUGGAGGAUGCAAAGCUGAAUUCUACAAAGAUGGAAAGAAAAUAACAUGUGUUAAGUCUAAGUGUGCAGAAGGUUGUCCUUUUAAUUAUGAUCCAGUAUGUGGAAGUGAUGGCAAAACAUAUUCCAACCUCUGCGUUUUCCAAGUUGCUCAAUGCAAAGAUAAGUCCAAGUCUCUCUAUAUGGCAACUGAAGGAGAUUGUGCUGUUUUAAAAUCAAAAUGCCAUACAGCUGUGAAGGCAGAAAAUGAAAAAGGAGAUGGUCGACCGUUAUUGGGUGCCUAUGUUCCACAAUGUCAUCCAGAUGGAAGUUACAAAGAGCGACAGUGCCAUGGCUCGAUUGGAUCGUGUUGGUGUGUGAAUAGAAAAACUGGAGUUGAAAUAAUUGGUACUAGAAGGAAUAGAGGUGAAGGUGUUGUGACUUGUAGCUCAAAUGACUUAAAGAUAUCAGGAAAGGUAAUAUUGCCAUUAAACACACCGCGUGAUUUACCACCAGAAUCAUGUUUGAAAUUAGAUAUUCGCGAAGAAAUUUUAUGUGACAGUAAAGAUUGCGACGUACCUUCAGAGUCUUCUAUGACAAUAAAAGAACCAACGUUAUCAAGUGGCGAUACACCUUACAUAUCAUACACUAUGAGUUUGAAAAAUCCCACAAACACAAAUUACAUAAUUGAAGCCACGUUAAAUGUCGGUUGGUGCACUAAUGGAAAAGAACCGAUUCGUAAAGGUGAUUUUAAACACGAUGAUUCAUAUCAGUUUUCUCCACCUAAACAUGCUGGUGAUAAUAUCCAUCUCGACAUGUUCCUGACGAAAUCUGAAUCAAAACCAACUGUGGAAAAAACUGCUGUUGUCGAAGCAGUUGUUUCUGCGGAUGCUUAUUUUUCUAUUAACUUGGUUCCAACAGAAUGUCCUGAAGGUACACCAAUUGUUGCUUGCUCGUAUCAACCAUGUGCUCAACUAUUUUGUGAAGACGAACCAAAAGCUGUUUGCAAACCACAUUUCUGUGGAGGAUGUAGCGCUGAAUUCUUUGUUGGAGACAAAAAGAUUACUUGUGCGAAAAGAAAGUGCUCACAAGCCUGUCCUUUGAACUAUGCACCGAUAUGUGGUAAUGACGGUAAGACGUAUCCUAACCAAUGUUCUCUUGAAGUUGCUCAGUGCUUAGAAGAACCCAAAUCAUUGCAAGCUGCUUACGAUGGACGAUGCAAAGCUAAUUCUCAGUCAAAAUGUCAAGCAGAAAGAAAUACUGCAAGCAACAGAGGACCAUUAGUUGGAGCAUUUGUUCCAAAAUGUAAAAACGAUGGUUCUUACGAAAAGAGACAGUGUCAUGGCUCCACGGGGUAUUGUUGGUGCGUAAAUGAGAUAACUGGCGAGGAGAUUGCUGGAACAAAACAAAGACGUGGACAGUAUGUCGACUGUUCUGAUAAUUCAAUGACGAAAUGUCAAGCUGAGAAAGAUGCUGCAGACAGCAGAGGAGGUCGACCCAUGGUUGGAGGGUUUACUCCACAAUGCAGUUCUGAUGGCUCUUACGAAAGAAAACAAUGCCAUGGUUCGACUGGUUAUUGCUGGUGUGUCAAUGAAAAAACUGGCAAAGAAAUCGCUGGAACUAAAAAAGGACCUGGUCAGGGAACAGUUGAUUGUUCAGGAAAAAGCAACUGCUUACGUGCAUGUACGUAUUUAUAUGAUCCUGUAUGCACCUCAGACGGCAGAACGAUAUCAAAUAAAUGUUUGUUCGACAUCGAAAAAUGCAAAACACCGUUGUUGACAAUUGCUAGAAGAGGAUCGUGCUCUGACUGUCCGAAGGAUGAAGGUACAUUUAAAUGUUUCGCAAACCCUUGUGACGUGUCGACAUGUCCAGCCCAUCCAAAAGCGAAAUGCAAGUCAAAUUACUGCGGUGGCUGUAACGCAGUUUUCUCCGUCGAUGGUCAAAAGGUGGAUUGCCUUAUUAAAAAGAAAGCUGGGAAAACCUUUCGUUUAGGAGAAUCAGAAUCAUGUUCAAUGGCAUGCACAGAUGAAUAUAAGCCUGUUUGUAGCAGUUUGAGAAAGACACUUUCAAGCGAAUGUCACCUAAGACUAACAGCAUGCACAACAGAAAAAGCCAUCUUUAAAAUGCAUAAUGGCGCAUGUGGACAAUGUCAGAAGCAUUGUACAAGAGAAUACAAACCGAAAUGUGGAACGGAUGGUAAUACGUACACAAAUCAAUGUGAGAUAAACAAAAAAAUAUGUGAAACUAGUGGUCAAGUUGGAUUUGCGUAUGAUGGACGAUGCGGUGCUCCAAGAUGUCCUGUAGGAUGUAUCAAAUUGUACAAGCCGCAAUGUGGUAGUGAUGGUAUCACAUAUAGCAAUCUAUGCCAGUUGCAAUCAAAAUCAUGCAGUUCAAAUGGAAAAGUGAAAUUUAAUCAUCCAGGAAAAUGCCGCAAGUGCUCGCCCAUCUGCACACGUCAAUACGAUCCAUAUUGUGGAACUGAUGGACGAACAUAUAGUAACGAAUGCAUGAUGAACUUUGGUGUGUGCCAGAGUGGUGGUAGUGUUCAAAUAAAAUACAAAGGAACAUGCGAAAAACCAUCUUGUCCAAAGAAAUGUAACACAGGCCGCUCGCUAGUAUGCGGUAAUGACGGUAGAACUUACGGAAAUGUUUGCUUGCUGCAACAAAAGACAUGUCGCACAAAUGGAAACGUUUACAUGAAACACUUUGGAACCUGCAGUGACCGUUGCAAGAGAUACCGAUCUUGUCCAUACCACUACAGACCAGUGUGCGGCACCGAUGGUAAAACCUACUCUAAUUUUUGUCUACUUAGAGGUGCUAUGUGCAGAAGUGAUGGUGUCAUUAGACGAGCUUAUACUGGCAAAUGUCAUACAUGUCCAAAUGGCUCAAACAUUGUGAGAUGUUUAAUCAACCCCUGCGAAACAGCAUACUGUGCAAAAUAUCCUCGUGCAACAUGUCAAGCGAGUUACUGUGAAACAUGCAAAGCAGAAUUUUAUCUCGGCGGAAGAAAAUUACAGAAUUGUGGUACUGAUUGUAACCAAGCUUGCACCCGCGAAUACUUCCCGCAAUGUGGAAACGACGGAAAAACUUACGGAAACCCUUGUACAUUAAACGUUGCCCGAUGCAUGUCGAAGGGAAAUAUCAGACUAGCUUAUUCAGGCGAAUGCAAAACAACUUUUUACAAGUAACAACUUGGGUUUUGUCCUGUGAAGUUAGUGAUGACUGGAAGUGAAGCGACGACAUAUAUUUACUUGAUAUAACUCGACAACCGAUUAUUUUUCAAAAUGAAGUCGUCGUAUUUUUUUGUAACGAAAGUAUUUUUAUACCUUUUUCAAAUUUUUAAUGCUGAUUUUUAUAUAAUGUAUUGUUAACAACUUUUGAUUAUUUCUGAUUUAUUUCUAUUAAAUCUUUUUAUAUAAAAUUUA
Messenger RNA from Hydractinia symbiolongicarpus, 14292 nucleotides. RefSeq lists its product as uncharacterized. The coding region runs from base 49 to 14055 and encodes 4668 amino acids. The record is from RefSeq and is a predicted model, not a curated record. Gene Ontology annotation, biological process: multicellular organism development; cell differentiation. The transcript has 66 exons. NCBI's taxonomy places the organism in Eukaryota, Metazoa, Cnidaria, Hydrozoa, Anthoathecata, Hydractiniidae. Gene Ontology annotation, molecular function: protein binding.